Molecule: messenger RNA, 5057 nt
Organism: Procambarus clarkii (red swamp crayfish)
Lineage: Eukaryota; Metazoa; Arthropoda; Malacostraca; Decapoda; Cambaridae
Gene: Epac
Product: Exchange protein directly activated by cAMP
Biological process (GO): positive regulation of GTPase activity; Ras protein signal transduction
Cellular component (GO): plasma membrane
Molecular function (GO): guanyl-nucleotide exchange factor activity
Source: RefSeq, a predicted model, not a curated record
AAAAUUUGACAGGAAAGUAAACUGUUUAAUAAAUGUGAACUUUGCCGCGUCAAAUAUUGAGAAAAGGUGAACAAGUUCGUAAAUAAUUGUGUAACUGUUUGCUGACUCCUGGCCCAGUUGGCAAGCGUCGCCGGGGCCGUUGACAGGUACGGAGGCAUAUACAGCCCUGAGGUAGGCUGGAGAUGACAGGGAAUAGCAACAGCUCACGUGUAUGUAGACAUUUGUGGUAAACGUGCAUCAGUACAUAAUGAAAAGUACAUGUAUCGCAAGUCCAGUCUGUGAAAUACCAUAUUGAACUUUGUCAGUGCAGAGGAAUCUGAAAAGAAAUCAUGUGUGAAAGUACAAGAAGAAAUAUUGUCUCGUACUGACUUAAGAAUUAUUGUAAAUGUUUUCCUUAAGGAUGUGGUGGAGAGAGAUGUUCUAAAAAUGUCAGUGUCAAAGCGCAUAUUAGAUUACGUUGAAAUUAUUGAAAAAUCGAAAUGGAACGAUGGCCUUCCCCAUAGUGUGCUAGAGAAGGUCGAGUGAGACGUAUUCCAUUUCGAACUCCAAAAGUUAUCGAUGGAAGGUGUUAGAGGAUGCUCGGGUAACAACGGCUCAGCCCUCGGCCAGCUGGGAGUGGGAUAAUCUUUGGCUGAAUGUGUCCAUGGAUGCCCUGUAGUGUCUGUGGAUGCCCUGUAGUGUCCAUGGAUGCCCUGUAGUGUUCGUGGAUGCCCUGUAGAGAGUGCCAGAACUGGACAAUCAAGCAACUGGACUAUGUGGUUCCAUCGAGGCAUCUAUCACGUCAACCCUAAGCCCAGCCGGCGCCCAAGAGCUUGGUCUUGUUGUGAGUUGCUGACUUCUGCAGCGGGCGGCUCCGUGGGGCAGAUGGGCGCCGGCGCCACCUUCGGGGAGUCGGUGCUGAGCGACGGCCCCAGGAGGAACACCAUCAUCACCAGCGACAACUGCGAGCUCCUCAGGGUCGAGCAGAGGGACUUCAGGCACAUAUGGCAGAGAAACAAGGAGUUCAUGCAGGACGUGAUCUCCAGCUCCUCCAGGAGGGAAGCCUCCUCAGGAUCAGUCAUGGAGGAGGGUCGCGCCCUCUGGCGCCGGGUGGGCUCCCGCCGCCGCCGCUCCACCACCCCCAGAGAGCUCCCCCAGGACCCCGCCCCCAGGGACAAGGGGCGCCGCGCCUCGGCCAUCUCCCCCACCAGGGCCGCCUCCUCCUCCCCCGUCAGAGCCCCCAGCGCCCACCACCAGCAGAGAAGCAGCUCCAUCUCCGUCCCCAGGACCUCCAGUACCCUCCCGAAGGGCUUCAGCAUCACCCGGGGGACGUCCCCGGGGGACUCCGCCCCCCACAAGGGCAGCAACUCCCACGUCGGACCUUCAAUGGGCGACACGCAGAACAGGAGCAAAUGUGAGUCUCCCCCGAGGGAACCCUCGUCGAGGACCUCCACUCCCCGAGGGACGCCGACGAAGUCCCCGCCGGUGCAGGGGACCCCGACGAGGGAGGGUCCCCGGCGACCCAGCCUCACCCGGGCCUCCAGCUUCGACAGCCCCUCCGUCAGUCCCCGACGCUCCAGCUUGCGCAGCGCCGUCCUCCGCCUCCGCUGCGAGUCCCAGGACACCGCCGAGGAAGACGACGAUGACGACGACGAUGUCCCAGGGAUAAGCUUCAGGAGACUCGGUAGGGAUGACGAUGACGGGGAAGACGAAGACGAUGCCGACGAUGACGACGAAGAGGAGGAGGAUGAGGAGGAGGAAGAUGAAGACGAGGAGGAAGAGGAGGACAUGAACGAAAGCAGGCCCCCUGGGCGCGUGGUCAACGGCGACGGGGCAGGGAAGGGGCGCCGACGUGGGGGCCGCCGACGGGGCCACAAGAAGGUGGAGCAGCAGCGCUCUCAGGAGCUGGACUCCCCCAGCAACGCCGCCGUCCCCAUUGUUGAGGCCCCCAGCGUGAAGGUGUGCGAGGCGUCGUGGGUGCUGAGGACCUUGCUGCUGGCGCGAGCUCCGCACCUCCUGCGCGACCGACGACACCGCGGCGUCGUCCAGCCCAGGUGCGGCGUGGGCACCGAACUGACGGAGUGGCUCCUCUCCCUCUCCUCCACCGUCCACUCCAGGUCGCAGGCGGCUGGCAUGUGGCAGUCGCUGCUUGAGGAAGGCGCCAUCUUUCACGUGACGGGGGAGCAGCCCUUCCGGGACAAGUACCUGUUUUACCGGUUCCUGGAGGACGCAGCAGCGGCGCCAGGAGUGGCUCCGGUGAUGCCUUCGCCGUCAGAGAGACGCGAGGCUGAGGACCGACUCACUCCCAUCUUGGCCUUCCUCCAGCAGCGAGCUCCGGACUCCAUGCUCAGGAUGAUCCUCAGGAAGCCAAGCCACGAGCGGACCAUUGAAGACCAGGAACUCAUUUAUGAGGAGCUGCUCCAUCUCAAGGCUCUCUCCCAUCUCUCCAACUCCGUCAAGAGAGAGCUCGCCUCUAUCAUAAAGUUCGAGUCCCACUCCAGAGAGGGCACUAUAUUGUUCCAGCAGGGCUCCGAGGGCAAGUCAUGGUACAUUAUCUUGCGGGGGUCUGUCAACGUCGCCAUCCACGGCAAGGGCGUCGUCAACACCCUGCACGAGGGAGACGACUUCGGCAAGCUGGCUCUCGUCAACGACGCCCCCAGGGCGGCCACCAUCAUCCUGCACGAGGACAAUUGCCACUUCCUGCGGGUCGACAAGGGUGACUUCAACCGCAUCAUGAGGGACGUGGAGGCCAACACGGUCAGACUCAAGGAGCACGGCCACGAUGUGCUGGUGCUCGAGAAGAUCUCCUCCAACGCCCACUCCCACUCCCACUAUAAGUAUACAGUGAUGGCCGGGACGCCGCAGAAGAUGCUGGAGCACCUCCUGGAGACGAGGCUGGACGGUCGACGAGGCAGUGCAGGAGUGGAGAUGGCCGAGGUCAACCUCAGACGCUGUGACCUCGCCACUACCGACCUCUUCCUCGACGACUUCCUUCUCACUCACAUCGUCUUCAUGCCCUACCCGCACCUCACCCAGGAGCUCCUCAGACAUUACCGUAUGGACAGCCAAGGCAACAGUCAGGACGAGGAGUUCAUCGUGGCCAGCAAGAGGAGGGUCAUCCACUUCGUACAUCGCUGGGUCAUGACCAUCAAGAACCCCGUCUUCUGUAAUGCUUCCGCCACGCAGUUCUUGCAGACACUGCAGGAGGAGGUGGCCAAGGACGUGGAGGAGUAUGGGGUGGCGCUGCGGGACGAGGCUUCACUGAUGCUGAGCGUGGCCGAGGCCCUGGAGCGUCACGAGAGGGACAACUCCUCGGCCGGAGUCAGCAAGUGGAAGCUGCCCACCAGCGGCAGACCCAUCAGCCUCUUCGGGGUGUCGUCGACGGAGGUCUCGGUGGAGCAGCACAGAGUAAUGCGGGCCCAGGACGACAGUAAGGGCAGCGGCAUGACCUCCGACGUUUCUCUCUCUCACCCCUUGAUGUGCUCCUCUGUCAUCUUCCGGGUGUACUGCGCCGACCACACCUACUGCACCCUCAGGUUCUCCCUCCAGACGACUAGCGACGUCAUCAAGAGGUCCGCCGCCGACAAGCUGGGUAUUCGUCAGGAGAACCUGCUGCUGGUGGAACUGAAGUCGACUGGGGAGGUGGUGCCCCUCCGGGAAAAAGAGGUUUGCCCUCCCACGGGUCUCAGCCUCAACGGGCGUCUCUUCAUCUCCAACAAGGACCACCUCGACGCCCUGAUGCCACUUCCUGAGCAGGAGGGUCCGUCGGAAGGGACGAUCAACCAGCUGGAGAUGUACAGCACGCGAGAGCUGGCCUACCAUGUCACUCUCCACGACUGGGACCUCUUCAGCGCCAUUCACGAGUACGAGUUCCUGUACCAGGUGUUUGGGCGGGACCACUUUGGCCAGGUCAUGUGUAAUCUGGACGUGUUCCUGCGCCGCUUCAACGAGAUCCAGUACUGGGUGGUGACGGAGAUCUGCCUCGCCAACACCCUCUCCAAGCGAGCCCAACUCCUCAGGAAGUUCAUCAAGCUCGCUGCAUACUGUAAAGAACACCAGAACUUGAACGCUUUCUUCGCUAUUGUCAUUGGUCUUAGCAACGUGGCCAUCUCUCGACUCUCACAGACCUGGGAGCGUCUGUCUUCAAGGUUCCGCAAGAUGUACACAGAGUUCGAGAUGCUGAUCGACCCCUCCAAGAACCACCGGGCCUACAGGAUCUACGUCUCCAAGCUCCACGCUCCCAUCCUCCCCUUCACGCCUCUCCUCAUGAAGGACAUGACCUUCACACACGAGGGGAACCGCACCCUCACAGACGGUCUGGUCAACUUUGAGAAGAUGCACAUGUUGGCGCAAACACUUCGAACUAUUCGAUAUUGUCGAUCCAGACCGCUUGGUGACCCACUAGCUCUGAACAACACAUCCACCCUUGACAAGAAAGGGUCAGCUACUCCAAACAAGAGACUGUCAACUACUCUGUCAAGAGAUGCCCUUGAAAUUCCGCCCGUGCCUAAAAGUGAAAAUGAGAUCAGAGUCUACGUCAGAAAUCUUCAGGUUAUCGAUAACCAGCGCCGGCUCUUGGCCCUCUCUCAGCGACACGAACCUAAAAGACCAUGAGUAGAAAGGAGAAAGACUCAGACGUCUUUCAGCUAAAAACGUUACUUAUAAUGGCACAAUGUGAACGAGAAAUAAACCCGUUGGCCAAGACCACACCCAGUAUAGUGUAGUGUAUAGCUUUGAGUUCGGGGAAUUGAACCCCCCAAGUGUAUGUUUGCUGGCAGAGGCUCCGUGAAGUGCGAGAAGCACUGGCAGGGGUUCCGCGAAGUGUGGCAUGCACAGAGAGGAGUUCCACGAAGGCGGAUAUUCAUUGGACGAGGUUCCGCGAAGUAUGCCAAUGGUCACAAGCAAUGACGAUGCACAGUGACACUUUACUAGAAGGGGGACAUACCUUCAGCAAGUAACUAUUUCUUCCUCUCUCAGGGAAUGCGUGUUAUUUAAGAGAAUUCAUGUAUCACUAACAAUUAUUAAAGGAAACAAAUUGUGAAACUCAAGACGGAAAAUUAUACUGAACUAUGAAAUGA